Molecule: messenger RNA, 708 nt
Organism: Mytilinidion resinicola
Lineage: Eukaryota; Fungi; Ascomycota; Dothideomycetes; Mytilinidiales; Mytilinidiaceae
Exons: 1
Cellular component (GO): ribosome; mitochondrial large ribosomal subunit
Molecular function (GO): structural constituent of ribosome
Source: RefSeq, a predicted model, not a curated record
CUCACCAUGAUAUGCCGCCGUGCUCUCCUCGAGGCGCGAGGCGCGUUCUCAUCAUCCCUCAGGCCUCAACUCCGCGCCAUCACAACCGUCUCUCACACCACCGACCCCUCGAGCAUCCCCGAAACUCUCGUCAAUCCCGGCUCCAUAUCCAGGAAGUCACCCAAAUCCGCCGCCAUUGACUCUCAAUCGAGCUCUCUACCUACGGCCAUACCACAAUCUCCACUCUCAUCGAUCUCCCAGCACACCUCCAUCGAAGCCCCCGCAACCCCCUCCGCCCUCACAAAAAGCGUCAAAGAGCUCCUCCCUCUCCUCCGCGCGCAACCCCCAUGGUACAUUACCACCCACAUCCACGGGCGCCCCUACCUCGUCACAGCCGGUGACACGAUCCGCCUCCCUUUUCGGAUGCCAGACGUCCAGCCCGGCGACAUCCUUCGGCUCAAUCGCGCUACACACAUCGGCUCACGCGACUUCACGCUCCGCGCGCCGGCGCCGAUAAAGGGGACGCGGGACGGGCCGGGGAAGACGCUGUAUCUGGAUGAGAGGCUAUUUACCUGCCGGGCAACGGUGUUGGGGACGGAGAGCGAGCCGAUGCGGGUUAAGGAGAAGACGAAGAGGCGGCAGCGGCAUAUUAGGACGGUGAAGAGCAAACAUCGGUAUACGGUUUUGAGGGUUAUGGAGGUGGAUGUUAAGGAUGUGGGAGAGGUGGAA